Fraxinus pennsylvanica is the source of this 2070-nucleotide messenger RNA. Lineage: Eukaryota; Viridiplantae; Streptophyta; Magnoliopsida; Lamiales; Oleaceae. The record is from the annotation of a GenBank genome assembly.
AUGGGUUCUACUUCUCGUCACGGUGCUUCACAGAAAGAGCUUGAAGAUGGACUAAGGGCUGCUGGGAACAAGCUUCUGAAAUCACCUUCCUCCACUGAUGAGCUACUCACCCUGCUUGAGAAAGCAGAGAACCUUUUACCCAAUGUAUGUCAACAGCCUCCCACUUCAACAGGGAGGGCACUUCUACCAUUGAUGACGGCACUGGUUGCUGAUGAACUCUCACAGCAUCCUGAUGCAAAUGUCCAAGUUGCAGUUGCGUCUUGUAUUAAUGAGCUCACUAGAAUAUCUGCUCCAGAAUUCCCUUAUAGUGAUGAUCACAUGGAGGGAAUUUUUGGAUUGUUUAUGGUUGCAUUUGAGAAAUUGUCCUGUGACUCUGGUCGUACUUAUGAGAGAGCCCUGCAAAUUCUUCAAACCGUGGCCAGUGUGAGGUCAUGCCUGAUGAUGGUUGACAUAGAGUGUGAUGCACUAAUUGGUGAGAUGUUCCAACUGUUUUUCAAGACCAUUAGGUCCAAUCACCCCCCUAGUGUUUUCACACACAUGGAAACUAUCAUGACUUUGGUGAUACAAGAAAGCGAUGAAAUCUCAUUUCAGCUUCUGAGUCCCCUUUUAGUCAGUGUAACAAUGAAAAAUAAGAAUGUUUCUCCCAUUUCCUGGGAGUUGGGAGAAAAGGUCUUCAGAAACUGCUCCGGCAAACUAAAACAUUAUCUAAAAAAAGCAGUGGAGUCGAUGAACCUGGAUAUUGAUGACUAUGCUGAAAUAGUUACUUCUAUUUGCCGGGAUACAUCCAGAUCCAGUAGGAGAAACACGGUGGCAAAAGAGGUUGUUCUGUUUGAUGAGGAGAUAUCCAAUUCUGAGCCUGAAGAUAUCACUCCUGAAAGGAAGACUGCCAAUGGAAAUCUUUCAGAUGAUGAAAAUUCGCAGGGGACUUUAAAGAGCUGUCAGCAGGAGCUUAAAAAUACUGACAUUACAGAAAUACAACAAGAAGAAAGGGACACAGGAGCGGUUCAAAAGAAAAGGGGUAGAAAACCUAAUUCAUUGAUGAAACCGGAGGAGGGUUAUGAUCAUGCUUGGAUAAGUAGAUGCAAGGAUUUCUUUGAAGUACACCGUAAUGGUAAGAAUCAAGAAAAAGACAGUUCACCUAGAAGUUCAUCGUCAAAAGAGUUAGCUUCGUCGACUAAAUCUAGAAAGGGGAAAUCACCCGAUUUUUUCCGCAAAAAGGGACCUCAGAGUAAGAAAAUGGCAACUUAUGUAUCCGAAGAUCAUUUAUCAAAUGACGGAUCUUCUCGUAGAAGGGGUUGGCCAAAGAAGAAAGAGAGCAUAACAGUGAAGGAGGAAGAAGAGAUCCUUAGUGACACUGGUGGAAAAGAUGAGUUGUCACUCCAAGGAUUUGACGGGAGCAAACAAAUCAGAAAUGAUAUUAUUGGUGGGAAACAUAAAUCUGAAAAGAUUGGAGACAAGGUGGUUGUUUCUUCCUCCACAUCAAAUCCAACAAAAGCCAAACGCAAGAAGAAUUUGGCGCCAGAUGAGGAAAAGAAGUCUAGUAGCACCCAAAUUGUUAAAAGUUAUGGUGAGGAGUUGGUUGGCACAAAGAUACAGGUUUGGUGGCCAAUGGACAAAACGUUUUACCCAGGCAUUGUUAAUUCUUUUGAUCCUUUCAAAAAGAAGCACAAGGUUAUAUAUGAAGAUAAGUGGGAAGAAAUCUUGAAUCUGAGUAAACAAAGAUGGGAACUGGUUGACAUGUGCCCUCAACUGAAGGAAGAAGCCCAUCUUCCAUCUUCUGCUACUGUGCCUGUCAAGAACGAAAAAAAGAAGACUGAAAAACGGAAGGCAGGAUCAUCAACAGUGCAAGAACAUGGAGCCUCCUUGUCUAAAAGAUCCAAAAAUAAGCCUUGUAAACCCAGUAAAUCUGUGGAUAAUUCUAUAGCAAACGUCAUUUGCAUUGAGGAUGAUCCAGGGGAUGAGUCGCUGGAAACAAAUGUCUCACCAAACGACGAUCCUGUUGGAGCAAAACUUGAUGUCAAGCCAGAGGCAGAAGCAUCGAUGAGUGACAGAGAACCUGACAAGAAUUAA